UGACAGAGUGAAUGUGGACAAUGAUUCCGCUCAGCACCUGGAGCUGUCUGAAUAAGAAGAGGCCUGCAAAUGCCCCACCUGAUGGCCGCCCCCCAGGGCACCGGCUGUUGGAGUGCCGGUCCAGGGUCCAACAUUUAGUAACCAACAUCAAAUGUACUUGUCUCUCCUAAGCUGCACAGACUGCCAAGGUGACAUUUCUCCCACUUACGGACAGGAAACCAAGGCUGAAAGAGAGUCCGAGUCUCACUCUGUCACCCAGGCUAGAGUGCAGUGGCUGCAAUCACCACUCACUGCAGCCCCAUGGCCUCCUGGGCUAAAGCCAUCCUCCUGCCUCCACCUCCCGAGCAGCUGGGACUACAGUUCUCGUCAGGUCUUUGCCGCAAAUCUCUGUCCAGAGGAUCGUGGCUGAGGCACCAUGGAAUGCUGCUGUUCUACUGGAGAUGCAAUUUCAUCCAAAAGAAAAAGGGAAAAGUAUCCAAAAGUCUUUCUAGUCUCCAGGCAUUUAGAAAAGCUUUAGAACAAGAUCUGCACUGGCACAAGAAUUUGAGUGGAAAUCACCCUGCCCAGCUGUGAGCCCCGGGGCGGGUGAGCCACACACUUGGAUCUCACUGCAGUUGUGGCCUCUGGGAAGAAGGCUUUGAAUGCAGAUUUUAAACAGGUACUCAACUCAGACUGAGCCACGGCUACUUUCAACUUAACAAUAUGUGAGAAACCCAUCUGAUCACUGCAGACCUGCUGAAAUCUGUUACAACUAAUCCUUCAAUCCUCACCAGAAUGCUGGCUGUCCUGCCUCUGCCGUCGCGAGAGAAGAUGAAAGCUACUGGGUGGCCACAGGGCAGUUAUGUCCCCUUCUCUAGGUUCUGUGAUUCUGGCAGUUAGAAUGGGUUUCCAGACUUUUACAAGCAGAAACCCUUAUACAUGUGAUUAUAUGCUGUCUGUCAACAUGUAAAACAGGCCAAGCGUGGUGGCUCACACCUGUAAUCUCAGCGUUUUGGGAGGCCAAGGUGGGAGGACCACUUGAGGCCAGGCGUUUGAGACCAGUCUGGGCAACAUAGCAAGACCCUAUCUCUUAAAAAAAAAAAAAAAAAAGAAAAAGAAAGAAAGAAAAGAAAAAGAAAAAGAAAAAAAAAAGUAGGCCAGGCACGGAUCACCUGAGGUCGGGAGUUCGAGACCAGCCUGACCAACAUGGAGAAACCCCAUCUCUACUAAAAAUACAAAAUUUGCCGGGCGUGGUGGCACAUGCCUGUAAUCUCAGCUACUAGGGAGGCUGAGGCAGGAGAAUCGCUUGAACCCGGGAGGUGGAGGUUGCAGUGAGCCAAGAUCGCGCCAUUGCACUCCAGCCUGGGCAAUAAGAGUGAAACUCAGUCUCAAAAAAAAAAAAAAAAAAAGUUAAACACAGAAACGUGGGACGUUGUUUUUGACACAGAGGUGGCCUCCAUUCCUAUUUUUCUUCAAGAGAACCAUGAAGCUCCUUUGCAAAAUAGGUGAGUUCUUUUCUUUGAGACAGAGUCUCCUUCCAUCACACAGGCUGGAGUGCAGUGGUGCGAUCUUGGCUUACUGCAACCUCCGCCUCCCAGGCUCAAGUGAUUCUCAUGCCUCAGCCUCCUGAGUAGCUGGAACUACACGUGUGCACCACACCACACCUGGCUAAUUUUUGUAUUUUUAGUAGAAACAGGGUUUCGCUAUGUUGGCCAGGGCUGGUCUUAAACUCCUGGCCUCAAGUGAUCUGCCCACCUCGGUCUCCUAAAGUGCUAGGAUUACAGAUGUGAGCCACUGCACCUGACUGCAAAAUGGGAGAGUUUUGAGAAGUGUGGACUGGAAACCAGUGAGAGGAGGUAACUUCUAGAACCUCUUCCCAGCUCUGAUUCCACUAACAUGGUCUAAACUUUCCAAACUCAACCCACACUACCGUUAAAGUCCUUAUUUUCUAAGCUGUUUCUCUUUCGGGCACUUUCCAGGAGGCCUGGGCCUGAAACUCCACACCCCACCAGCUGACACAGUGUGCGUGACCUGGAACUAGAAAUGACCUUCUCACAGGGCAGAUGGCCACCCACAGGGGAUGCCUUGUUAGAAAGCCUCUCCAAAGACCUGGGAGAGUCAAAUCCUGACACAAACAUAUCAAAGAAAUGUUCUACUUUACUAGAAAUUUUGUUUAAAACAUACAAGUUAAAAUCAGCGGCUGAGCAUGGUGGCUCACACCUAUAAUCUUAGCUACUCGGGAGGUGGAGGGAAGAGGAUCGCUUGAGGCCAGGAGGUCAAGACCAGCCUGGGCAACACAGAGAGACCCCCAUCUCUAUUUAUUAAAAAAAAGGGAAAAGAAAACAAUUUGGUAAUAUAUAUAUCAAGAGGUUUAAAAAUGUUCACUUCCUUUGAUCCAAUAAUUAAGACUCUAACUUCAGAAAAUUAUAGAAAAAUUUUGACGUGAAGCUAUUCACUACAGCACUGUCUCUAUUACAUAAAACAGAAGCGUAGGGCAAACUCCACAGAAGUCAAUAAAAUGUUAACAGCUGUCUUUGAGUGGAGAAACGAUAGAAGACCUUUUUUUUUCCUUUUUUUUUAAAACUUGCUUCUUUUCUUCUUCAUAUAUAGGAGACGUUUUGUUUGACUUCCUUAUAUAUCUGAACUUUUCACAUUUUCUAAAGUGAGAAAGUAUUACUUCUAUUAUCAGAAAAAACCUCUCCUGGCCAGGUGCAGUGGCUCAUGCCUGUAAUCCCCAGCACUUUGGAAGGCUGAGGGGGGUGGAUCAUCUGAGGUCAGGAGUAUGAGACCAGCCUGGCCAACAUGGUGAAAUCCCGUCUCUACUAAAAAUACAAAAAUUAGCUGGGCAUGGUGGCAUGCACCUGUAAUCCCAGCUACCUGGGAGGCUGAGGCAGGAGAAUCCCCUGAACCCAGGAGGCGGAGGUUGCAGUGAGCCGAGAACUGCACCAUUGCACUCCAGCCUGGGCAACAUGAGCCUCAAAAAACAAAACAAAAAACAAACUUCCCUUAAAAUGCCAAACACUUUUAAAAGGUCAUAAAUAUAAACCAAACCACCACCACAGCUGUGUCUUACCAUUAUUACUUUAAAUGGCUGCUGCUAUCCCAGUGUAGUUUCACUAAUAUCAGGCCCUGUCAACUUACCAUGGCACCUCCCUGACAACAGACACAUCCCCCCAUCCCCGAGCUCCACAAAAAUGGAAGAACAAACCAUCCAUGUUCCUAUGACAGUAGUCCUGUGAGCACGGCGAGAUGGGGCUUUGCUCGAAAAGGGAUCACUCAGGCCAGUGCCUCCCACAUCUUACUGGAAGAUGGCACGAAACUAGCAUGUGAUUUGUCUCUUGCACAGUGGGUGGCCGGAAGGGAAGUGACAACUCUUCUGGCUGGGGCCUCCAGGGAUAGGUCAGAGCAGAACCUUCCAAAGGGCACCCAUGGUGCCGGCCCCAGUAACCUACAAUUCCCUUGUGGUCAACCAGCUUCUCCAGAACCAAGAACCCACUGGCUCCUGGGUGGCCAAGAGCAAUCUGACCACCUGCAGCCAGUCAGAAGGUGGAGCCCUGGUUUACGGGCCUACCCAGAGGGCAAAGUAGGGGAGUAAUAGGGGCAGCAGUGGAUGUGUAAUGGUAACAGUAAUAGCAGGCCUGGUGCAGUGGCUCACACCUUGUGAUCCCAGCACUUUGACUGGCUGAGGCAGAAGGACUGCUUUGAGCCCAGGGGUUCAAAGUUGCAGUGAGCUAUGAUCGUGCCACUACACUCCAACCUGGGCAACAGAGCGAGACCCUGUCUCUUUAAAAAAAAAUAAAUAACAGCCAAGCAGGAACCCGCAUCCAGGAACACAGCCCUUUGCUCCUCCCUCAGAAUGAAUGGAAACCAGGCUGGGCGCGGUGGCUCACACCUGUAAUCCCAGCAUUUUGGGAGGCCAAGGCGGGCGGAUCACGAGGUCAGGAGAUCGAGACCAUCGUGGCUAACAUGGUGAAACCCUGUCUCUACUAAAAAUACAAAAAAUUAGCCAGGCGCGGUGGCGGGUGCCUGUAGUCCCGGCUACUAGGGAGGUUGAGGCAGGAGAAUGGCGUGAACCCAGGAAGUGGAGUUUGCAGUGAGCCAAGAUCACGCCACUGCACUCCAGCCUGGGCGACAGAGCAAGACUCUGUCUCCAAAAAAAAAAAAAAAAAAGAAUGAAUGGAAACCAGAAAUCAGAUGUUUAUGCCCAAGAAAAGCAGGAUUUCGUUCAGCACUACUCCCAGAUCGUUAGGGUGCUGACUGAGGAUGAGAUGGGGCACCCAGAGACAGGAGAUGCUACUGCCCGGCUCAAGGAAGUCCUGGAGUACAAUGCCAUUGGAGGCAAGUAUCACCGAGGUUUGAUGGUGCUAGUAGCGUUCCGGGAGCUGGUGGAGCCGAGGAAACAGGAUGCUGAUAGUCUCCAGUGGGCACUGACUGUGGGCUGGUAUGCGGAACUGCUGCAAGCUUUCUUCCUGGUGGCAGAUGACAUUAUGGAUUCAUCCCUUACCUGCCAGGGACAGAUCUCCUGGUAUCAGAAGCUGGGCAUGGGUUUGGAUGCCAUCAAUGAUGCUAUCCUUCUGGAAGCAUGUAUCUACUGCCUGCUGAAGCUGUAUUGCCGGGAGCAGCCCUAUUACCUGAACCUCAUGGAGCUCUUCCAGCAGAAUUCUUAUCAGACUGAGAUUGGGCAGACCCUCGACCUCAUCACAACCCCCCAGGGCAAUGUGGAUCUUCGCAGAUGCACCGAAAAAAGGCACAAAUCUGUUGUCAAGUACAAGACAGCUUUCUACUCCUUCUACCUUCCUGUAGCUGCAGCCAUGUACAUGUCAAGAAUGGAUGACAAGAAGGAGCACACCAGUGCCAAGAAGAUCCUGCUGGAGAUUCAAGAGUUCUUUCAGAUUCAGGAUGAUUACCUUGACUUCUUUGGGGACCCCAGUGUGACUGGCAGAGUUGGCAAUGACUUCCAGGACAAUAAAUGCAGCUGGCUGGUGGUUCAGUGUCUGCUACAGGCCACUCCAGAACAGUACCAGAUCCUGAAGGAAAAUUACAGGCAGAAGGAGGCCGAGAAGGUGGCCCAGGUGAAGGCACUAUACGAGGAGCUGGAUCUGCCAGCCGUGUUCUUGCAGUAUGAGAAAGACAGUUACAGCCACGUUAUGGGUCUCAUCGAAUAG
Molecule: messenger RNA, 5144 nt
Organism: Gorilla gorilla gorilla (western lowland gorilla)
Lineage: Eukaryota; Metazoa; Chordata; Mammalia; Primates; Hominidae
Product: farnesyl pyrophosphate synthase-like
Exons: 3
Coding region: 4152-5144 (330 amino acids)
Biological process (GO): trans, trans-farnesyl diphosphate biosynthetic process
Cellular component (GO): cytoplasm
Molecular function (GO): (2E,6E)-farnesyl diphosphate synthase activity; dimethylallyltranstransferase activity
Source: RefSeq, a predicted model, not a curated record